AGAGAGAGAGAGAGAGAGAGAGAGAGAGACGGGGUGAGAUUGAAAAAAAUCAACUUUAAUUAAGUUGUAACGAUGAGCCCGAACAACGUUACCACGAGCCUUGAGUUUUCAGCGCAACCAUUGCCACUUAUUUUUCUAACUCUCGUAAUCUCGGUUACUGCGAUCUUGUUCUUCGUGCGGUCCACGAAAUCAUCAAAGGGACGAGAGCUACCCCCGGGACCGCGUGCAUGGCCAAUCAUCGGGAACUUAGGCGGCAUGAUCAUGAACCGACCGGUUUUCAGGUGGAUCAACCGAGUCAUGAACGAGUUGCAAACCGAGAUAGCUUGUUUCCGGUUCGGAAACAUCCACGUCAUCACCAUUUCGUCCGAUGAGAUUGCCCGUGAAGCCCUUAAGGAGAAAGAUUCGGUUCUUACAGACAGACCGGAGUCAUACUCAACUUCAGCAAUAUGCAGCGGCUUGAAAACCCUAGUUUUCUCAAACUAUGGAGAUCAGUGGGUGAAGAUGAGAAGAGUGAUGACGUCAGAGCUGAUGUCACCUGGAAGACUGAACUGGUUACUUGAUGCCAGAACAGUGGAAUCCGACAAUCUCCUUGCCUACGUUCACAACCUUUACAAACGGUCCAAGACGGUAAACGUUAGAGAAAUCGGGAGGACUUACGCCUACACUGUCAUGAUGAGAAUGAUGUUUGGUCGUAGGUGUCUCACGGAAGUAUCCACAGAGGAUGGAAGCUUGGGACCGAUGGAGAGAGAACACGUGGACGCCAUAUUCAAAUCUUUGGACUGUUUCUUUAGCUUUCAGGUAUCAGAUUUCAUUCCUUGUCUAAGGGGUUGGGGUUUGGACAGGCAUGAGAAGAAGGCAAGAGAAGCAUGUGACACCAUUGCUAGGUGCAACGCUCUAGUUAUCGACGACAGAAUCAAGUUGUGGAGGGAGAGAGAAGGAAAGAAGGAUGUCGAAGAUUGGCUCGAUGUCUUAAUCUCUCUGAAAGAUUCCGAAGGGAAGCCAUUGCUUACGCCUCAAGAAAUCAAAGGUGAAUGCAAGGAUGUUUGUGUUGCAUCGUUGGAUAAUCCGGCAAACAACGUGGAAUGGACACUUGCCGAGAUGUUAAAUCGACCCGAGACUCUUAAAAGGGCUAUGGAUGAACUCGAUAGAGUGGUCGGAAAAGACAGACUUGUGCAAGAAAGUGACAUACCGAACCUCAACUACAUAAAAUCUUGUUGCAGAGAGUCUUACCGACUUCAUACCGUUGCUCCAUUUUUACCCCCUCAUGUAACUACUGAGGACACAUCCCUCGGGGGAUUUUUUGUCCCAAAAGGUAGUCACGUGCUGGUGAAUAGGGUCCUCCUGGGUCAGAACCCUAAGAUUUGGGUGGACCCGGAGGUCUUCAAGCCGGAGCGCCACAUCAGCGGGGACGGUUGCUCGGAGGAGGUGAGUCUUAUGGAGCCGGAGAUGCGGUUCGUAUCGUUUAGUACAGGUCGUCGCGGUUGCAUAGGUGGAAAGGUUGGGACAUACAUGACGGUGAUGUUGUUGGCUAGGCUUCUCCAAGGUUUCACUUGGAAGCUCCCUCCGGGUUCGGGUCCGGUUCAGGUCGAGCUUGUGGAGUCGCCAACCAGUUUGCUGAUGGCUAAGCCUCUGGUUCUAUCCGUGGAACCGAGGUUAGCUCCGCAUAUGUACCCGCAAUUUCGCAACUGAUCGAAGAAAAAGAUCGUUUCCUUUAUGAAUGUGUGUCGGGAUGUACUAUGUAUGAUGUGUUCUCGGACAAUAAUCACUUAUGUUUUAAUUUGCAUUGCUGCAUAGCAAUGGUAAUUUUCAGUUACGUCUUUUGUAUUUC
Tarenaya hassleriana is the source of this 1828-nucleotide messenger RNA. RefSeq names its product dihomomethionine N-hydroxylase-like. NCBI's taxonomy places the organism in Eukaryota, Viridiplantae, Streptophyta, Magnoliopsida, Brassicales, Cleomaceae. Gene Ontology annotation, molecular function: oxidoreductase activity, acting on paired donors, with incorporation or reduction of molecular oxygen; iron ion binding; monooxygenase activity. The transcript has 5 exons. The record is from RefSeq and is a predicted model, not a curated record. The coding region runs from base 73 to 1689 and encodes 538 amino acids.